GUUUAGAAGGAGGGUUAGGGGGUAAGACUUGGCUCUUAGGGAAGCUUGCGUGUGCCGGCGAAGCAGACAUCAAUAUUCAAUAACCCCCUCCCUCCGGCGAAACAGAAGAAGUCUAGCUUCAACCAUGGCAGAGAGUAGUCUACUGCAUCUCCUAGCUUUCACACUCUACUGUACAGUUCCGUCCGUAUUUUCCCAAAACAACUGGUCCCCCUCCGAGUGGCGUCCGGCCAGCGCCACCUACUACGCGCCGGCGAAUCCCGGCGACGCUGUGGGCGGUGCCUGCGGAUACGGGGAUCUGGAGAAAGGCGGCUACGGCAAGGCCACAGCCGGACUGAGCACGGUUCUGUUCGAGAGGGGCCAGAUCUGCGGCGCCUGCUACGAGGUGAAGUGCGCCGAUGACCUCCGGUGGUGCAUCCCGGGGACUUCCGUCAUCGUUACCGCUACCAAUUUCUGCCCUCCCAACUAUAACUUCGACCCUGACGCCGGCGGCCACUGCAAUCCUCCCAAGGCCCAUUUUGUCCUUCCCAUUGAAGCCUUUGGGGGAAUCGCUCUCUGGAAAGCUUCCAAUAUUCCCAUCAAGUACCGAAGAAUGAGGUGCAGAAGGGAAGGAGGAGUGAGAUUCACAGUGAAUGGCGCGGGGAUAUUCAUUUCUGUGCUGGUCCGGAAUGUUGGAGGCGCGGGGGACAUAGUGGAGGUGAAAGUAAAGGGUUCUAGAACAGGGUGGCUUCAGAUGGGUAGGAUUUGGGGGCAGAAUUGGCACGUCAACGCAAACUUGAGGAACCAACCUCUCUCGUUCGAGAUCACGAGUAGUGAUCGCGUCACCCUCACAUCUUACAAUGUUGCUCCCAAGAACUGGAACUUUGAGCAGACCUUUGAAGGCAAACAGUUUGAUGCUUAGAAGAAAUCAAAAGGGUUUGCAUCUGUUGAUGGACUUGCAAAGCUGAAAUGUUUUUUGAUGGUGGUAGUUUGUACACAUUUGCAGUUACUUAUGGU
Molecule: messenger RNA, 993 nt
Organism: Cuscuta campestris
Lineage: Eukaryota; Viridiplantae; Streptophyta; Magnoliopsida; Solanales; Convolvulaceae
Source: the annotation of a GenBank genome assembly